This is a messenger RNA of Penicillium malachiteum, 1242 nucleotides long. It is a transcript of the gene flbB, whose product is annotated as protein flbB. Lineage: Eukaryota; Fungi; Ascomycota; Eurotiomycetes; Eurotiales; Aspergillaceae. The transcript is spliced from 5 exons. Gene Ontology annotation, cellular component: RNA polymerase II transcription regulator complex. The record is from RefSeq and is a predicted model, not a curated record. The coding region runs from base 1 to 1242 and encodes 413 amino acids. Gene Ontology annotation, molecular function: DNA-binding transcription activator activity, RNA polymerase II-specific; transcription cis-regulatory region binding.
AUGGCUACCGGUGGAGUUUAUCCUAUGGAAAUGCAACAGCUGCCCGAACCGCCAGAGACUCCCACUCGAGGCGGGUUCGGGGCCGAAUUUAUGAAGAUGUUUCAACCAGGUCCAAAGAAAGUGACUCGAGAUGGUCAACCACCUAAGCGCCGAGGUCCUAAACCAGAUAGCAAACCAGCUCUCACUCGACGACAGGAGCUGAAUCGCCAGGCUCAGAGAUCCCAUCGCGAGCGAAAAGAACAGUAUAUGAAGUCAUUGGAGACCGAGGUAUCCCGACUACGGGAGGCUUAUUCCAACGAAAUCAACACGAACACCACGGUUCAACAGCAGAAGGAGUUCCUCCAUAACCUCCGCGACGAGAACGAAAUAUUGAAGGAAAUCUUACUCGCCAACGGGAUCCAAUUCGAGCCAGAGCUGGAGAGACGUCGCGCGGAACGUGCCUCGGUCGGAGGCUACCAGUCGAGCCCGGUCGCAGGAAGCAGUAAUGGGUCCAAUACGGCCGGUUUCACCAAUUCGAUCACACAACAGAAUGUGACCCCUGGAACUUCCAUCUCCACGGGGUUGAGCCCCCGUGCGACGGGUGGCGUGGAUCAUCCGGAAGUGUCGCCCGCAAUGGCCUUUGCGCCCCCGCAGCAAGUAUACCACUCUGGUCCGGGUGAACAGCUUGUUGGCUUCGAUCAAUCUGCAUGCCAUGCAAUGGAGCCUCCGGUGCCGCCAAUGCCAAUGGCGAAGGGUGUAUUUGAAAGCGAUCCCCAACUCCAGAUUGACUUUAUUUUAACUUUGGAAGGGCCUUGUCGUGAACAUACGGAUUAUCUCUGUCGACGGUCUAUAACGGAGGCGGACGACGAGGAUAUGCCAUUCUCAGGACAUGCCCUGAUGGCUACAUGUCCGCCACCUAGCUAUAUCGCCAACACCACUGCCGAGCAGCCAUAUCCGCAUAAGGCGCCAAAUCUCCCACACGCCAAUCUAUCCACCCUACUCAACCUCAGUCGACAGCUCGUGACAGAAGGACAAAUUACUCCGAUCAUGGCAUUACAAUGCCUGAAGAACCAUGAGCUCUACCCAACACUUGGACGUGAUGACGUCAAGAUCAUCAUUGACACCCUCAACAACAAAGUGCGCUGUUACGGCUUUGGUGCUGUGGUCGAAGACUUCGAGCUCAUGGAUUGCCUGAGCAGCGUGUUGGGCACUAAGGUUGAUGUUGGCGUUACUCGUGUCCGCGGCGACUCUAUCUAUGGAUGA